Messenger RNA from Colossoma macropomum (tambaqui), 1899 nucleotides. It is a transcript of the gene smtla, whose product is annotated as somatolactin alpha. The record is from RefSeq and is a predicted model, not a curated record. Gene Ontology annotation, molecular function: growth hormone activity; growth hormone receptor binding. Gene Ontology annotation, cellular component: extracellular region. Gene Ontology annotation, biological process: growth hormone receptor signaling pathway; response to nutrient levels; positive regulation of growth. NCBI's taxonomy places the organism in Eukaryota, Metazoa, Chordata, Actinopteri, Characiformes, Serrasalmidae.
AUGCACAGACUUCAAGUGGUUCAGGCUUUUCCGUGCUGCGUGCUGCUCUCUCUCCUCUGCUGGACAGUGGCAGUGCCUCUGGACUGCAAGGAUGACUCCGGUUCUCUGUCCCGCUGUGCGACCAUCUCUCAGGAGAAGCUGCUGGACCGGGUCAUCCAGCAUGCAGAGCUCAUCUCCCGUGUCUCUGAGGAGUCCUGCACGCUGUUCGAAGAGAUGUUUGUCCCGUACGCAAUGAGAGCCUUCAGAAACCAGGGAGGAAACACCUGCGUCACAAAGGCCUUCACCAUCCCAAACUCCAAGAGCGAACUCCAGCAGAUAUCGGACAAGUGGCUCCUUCACUCCGUGUUAAUGAUGGUCCAGUCCUGGAUCGAGCCACUGGUUUACCUGCAGACCACUCUGGAUCGCUACGAUGACGCGCCGGACACUCUCCUCAAUCGGACCAAGUGGGUGUCUGAUAAACUGGUGAGCCUAGAGCAAGGCGUGGUGGUCCUGAUACGCAAGAUGCUCGAUGAGGGAAUGCUGUCCUCAUCUGUGUACGAGCCUGGAGUGUUGCAGUACGAUGUUCAGCCUGAGAUACUGGAGUCCGUCCUCAGGGACUACACCUUACUCUCCUGCUUCAAGAAGGAUGCCCACAAGAUGGAAACCUUCUUGAAGCUCCUCAAAUGUCGUCAAACAGACAAGCUUGGCUGUGCUCUCUUCUGAAUGUGUCUGACCUUGAAUAAUUAGCACUCAUUAGCACUCUGUAGCAGAUAGAUUACUCUACUUUUUCUCAGUUUUACCUUUUUUUCUUAGCUAUACUGUCAGUUCUACUGGCCACUUUGUUGGAAACCCCUCGUAGAUCCACCUUGCUGGUGUAGUUAGAGACUGUAGCCCAUGUGUUGUUGUACAGUUUGUAUUAGCUAUCCUCCAGCCCUUCAAUUUCUGACCACAGAGCUGCUCUUGGUUAGACAUUUUUGGGUGGUGGACCCAAUCUACCAGUGCUUACAAUCAAAGUAUUCUGGUCAAUAGUGGUUCUGUGAUCAGAAGCUGGUCAAUAAUGAAUAGGUUGGGUGGUUGAUGGGCUACGGUCUGCAACUGUACACCUAUAUAGUGGACAUAUGAGGAAAGUGGAGCUCAUAAAGUGGUCAGUGAGUAGAAAUACAAGCUAGGAGUUUCUAAAUAAAGUGGCAUGAAUGGUAAUAUGGGUAACAACUAUAACAAAUGCUGGCCAUUGACGAAGCUAUAUUUCCAGUGUGGAUUUAAACUCAUUAUGUGUGAUCGCAAUUUAUAAUAUAUGUUUGCUCCUUUAAAGCAAAGCAGGAUAUUCGUGGCUUUUUGUAAAAGACCAUGGCGAAGAGACUGCGGACAGAGUCCCCCCGGAUAGCAAUGCAUGUUUGCCUUUUCACUGAAUCUGCAUAUUUCACCAUUGAUUUGACUCCCUCUUUGUUCUUAACCGGAGUUUGUAUUCCUCCGGUUCCCUGACUGUUGUUCAUUACUUCUCUGGGCCUCUAGUGCAUUCGCACAGAUCUUUUUUCUUGUUCUUUUUUUUUUCUUUUUCUUUUUUUUUUUUCUCCCGAAGUGGAGCCAGCUUCACCUCGGCAUUAGUUAGACAAAGCUUUAGAUGCAGACGCAUGCUAGCAAAGAGACCCAGAGAGAGAGAGGGAGCUGACUGUGGAUAGUGUUUUGUGUGUGUGUGUGUGUGUGUGUGUGUGUGUGUGUGUGUGUGCUGUAGGCUUAUGAAUUUGGACUGAAGGAAAAAAAAAAAAACUCUACUUUAGUUGAUGGAAAUUUGCAUAUCACCAAGUCUUGUAGAAAAUGUAUCUAUCUUUGGCCCCAGAGGUGAGACACUGACUGCUUGUGUUUGUAUUGUACUUUAUUGUCUGCCAUACAAAUCUCAAUAAAUCUACUCUCAGCACCUUC